Molecule: messenger RNA, 1523 nt
Organism: Camponotus floridanus (Florida carpenter ant)
Lineage: Eukaryota; Metazoa; Arthropoda; Insecta; Hymenoptera; Formicidae
Exons: 5
Coding region: 312-1343 (343 amino acids)
Source: RefSeq, a predicted model, not a curated record
GCGGGUACGGAUCGCGUUCUCCUGUCUUGGCCUUCUUUUCCCUCGAUAUUACGAUAAUAAUUUGACGGUAACGUGUGAAAGAAAACCCGCAUCGAGAGAGAGCCAGUCGGAUUCAACACGGAUCAGCGCGCAUCUUUGAAAUUAACGCCCGAGAUUGUUACGGCAGAGAAUAUCUCAUUGUGGAGGGAAGCGACCGACCCAGACGACAUGGGCAUGUUACGUCGAGCAAACGCCACGACGUUAAUGGAAGCGAUAACGUGACAAAGAUCGAGGUGGAGCUCAGAGAGGCACCGGACGCUGUCGUCGGAUCCAUGUCAUCGGAAUUGGAAGCCGCCACCGAACUUAAUUCGACCUUUCCCGAUGGAACAGGUGCGGUAGUGGUGCGCGCCGAGGAGGCCCUGAUCGUCAUCCUCGUCCUGGUCCUGUGGGUGGCUGCGAUCGCCCUAUUUUUCAAUCGAUGGGGCAAGAUCCGCAUGCUCGAGCCGUAUCAGCCGAAAUUUCAGCAACAACACAGACAAAGCUGCAGCAUAGUCGACCCAACUCCAAUUCAGCAUCGGAGCUACUCGAAGUUCAAUAUCCAUUGUCUGGAGCAUCCGAUAAGCUACGUUUCGGCGGAUGGACCGGUUGCCAGGCUGCGGCAAAACAGCGUGUUCGUGGGUUCGAGCGCGUCGCUACUGUUGUCCAGCCAGGAGACACCUAGACGAGCCAAGAGCGCGUUCGAUCUGCAGUCAUUGGUACAUGCGGAGGUCGCAGAUGAAGAAGAGCGCGACGGGGACACUCUGAGGACUCUCAGAUCCAUCGGCGAGACGUCGCGACUGUUGCAACGCGAUCGUCGACCCAGCGUUUAUCAGUUCGACCGCAUGGACGUUCUGGCGAGGCCGACGGUACAACGGGAACGCGGCAUGAGUAUCUGUCAGUUCGACCGGACGGACGUUCUGGCGAGGCCGCUGCAGCGCGAUCGCGGCAACAGCAUCUGUCACUUUGACAGGACGGACGUUCUGGCAAGGCCCACGUUCCCGUCCGGCAAGUCCCUGCUGCGGGAGAGACGCGUCAGCGUGUGCAACUUCCUAGAGAGGUACGAGGAUCCGUCGUCCAAUAGGAAUCUGCAACGGGAUCGGCGAUUGAGCGUGAGCAAUGUCGACAAGAUCGAGACUCUGGGAAGAUCCUUGUCGCCCAGAGACUUCCGCAGUAGCGUCAACAACGCGUUCGACAACAAUCGACAGGAUAGUCUCGCGAGAUGUAGCGCGAUCAUAGAAAGGAACAGCUCCGUGCAUCAUUUCGAUCGUCCAUCCUGCAGCAAAACGCCCGACGUCGUUCUCGGAUAUAAAGCGACGUGCGUUUAAUCCGCGGGCUACACCGUGCCGAACCAAGGAAAUCACCAUAAUGCCAUAACGCCAUUCUCCGACAACGAUCUCCAGUCCCAGAGAUCUACUUUGGACGAAAUACGGCUGUGAUUAUUCCUUUGGUUAUUUGCUCUUCGCCUCUCUCGACAUCUUUACCGCCUACUCUCUAAAAAUGAAUCA